Messenger RNA from Saccostrea echinata, 1690 nucleotides. RefSeq names its product acyloxyacyl hydrolase-like. Bases 1 to 1626 code for a protein of 541 amino acids. The record is from RefSeq and is a predicted model, not a curated record. Gene Ontology annotation, molecular function: calcium ion binding; acyloxyacyl hydrolase activity. Gene Ontology annotation, biological process: negative regulation of inflammatory response; lipopolysaccharide catabolic process. NCBI's taxonomy places the organism in Eukaryota, Metazoa, Mollusca, Bivalvia, Ostreida, Ostreidae. The transcript is spliced from 18 exons.
AUGGUGGUACCAGUUGCGCAGGCAAUGUGUACAGUGGUGCUCGGUCUGGCAGAGCAACUCUCUGUGAUUCAUAAUGAGACAGUAGUCAAGGGACUUGAGAGAAUCUGUAACUUCCUGCCCGGCUCUUACCAAGGAGCAUGUAAAGAGUUUACCGACUUCAUCGCUGCUGAUAUUAUCAAAGUGUUCUCAAGAGACGACACAGCGGACACAGCAUGUCACAAGUUAUCGUUCUGUUUCACAGAGCCCCAUACAGAAAUGUGUCACAUCUUCCCCAUCAGACCCAAACAAAGACUUCAACUGCAAUUAUUUCAGACACAUAGAUCUCAUCGGAUUGGAGCGAAUAUAUGCGAUUUACCCGGGAUCAAAAGGAUAUGCACUUGGAUUGAUGAUAUAUUCAGUAAACAUGACCCUGCUGUAGACUUGGAUGGAGAUUUUCACAGUGUGUAUCAAACUUUAAGAGGGACGUCUUGGAGAGGAAAAGAUUGUGAUGACGAAAGAAAAGCGUUUCAUCCUGGUGCAAAACCAAUAAAUGGAGACAAAAGCAUAGAUUCCAACUGCAAUGGCAUAUACGGUGUGAACCCUGCGAAUGGGCGUGGUUAUGAAGAGGAAUUGUGCGGGACCAGCCAACCACGUGGUGUCGCUGUUCUCGGCGACUCCAUUAGUGCUCAUUUCCAUCUGCCAAGGGAAUGGUUCAACGCCACUGAGAUGUCUCUUAAAGUGUUCGAACCUCUUCCAUUUAUGUUGGAGAAUGAACUCGACUGGCCAGAAUUCUCAUCGACCACAGCUUUCAUGAACAACACAGAAAAGUUCCAUGAUGUUAUACACGGACCCGUAGAUUCCAUGUACAUGAGAAUGUUUGAUAGGAAUCAUUGUAACCACCGGGACUACCAGAACAUUGCUGUGAACGGAGCAAGAGCAUCCUCAAUGGCCGAUACCAUUCAGUUUAGUCUCAGAAGAAACAUCACAGAUGACCAGCCAAUGAUUGUCUUCUAUGCUCUUGUUGGUAAUGACGUCUGUAACGGACACCACGAUACAUUUAACCACAUGACAACUGUGGAAGAAAUGAAGAAUAAAUCCAUCAGCACAUUGAACUUCUUAACAAAGGUUCUUCCGAAAGAGAGUCAUGUGUUUUUCGUUGGACUAGCAGACGGAGCUGUUUUGUAUAGAGCGCUUAGUGACAGGGUUCAUCCGAUUGGAUCUCUGCGGAAUGACGUCACUUACUCCAACUUCUAUGAUUAUUUCAAUUGCUUAGAGAUAUCCCCAUGUUUAGGUUGGAUGAAUACUAAUGCAACGAUACGAGAUCUCACAACAAAGAGAGCCAUUGAGCUGAGUGAAGCACUGAAAGAGGUCGUGGUAUCUCACCAAUCAUCGUUCUCAAACUUUAAAUUAUAUUACCUGGACAAUCCGAUAGAUCAAGUUUUGGACGAGUGGACAAAACAGGGUGGAGAGGCGUGGGAGCUAUUAGAACCCGUGGACGGAUUCCACUCUAAUCAGCAUGGACAGGCUCUCACGGCUAAGACUGUUUGGGAAAAUUUGGAAAAAAUGUAUCCCGACGUCAUAGGACCAGUAAAUCCCAAUAAUUCCAGAAUUAAAUCUUUAUUUGGGAACCAGGGAGGCUAUCUGUGAUGACUGCUGUAAUGAUCACAAUAAAGAAUGACUGGGUUGUGCAAUGUUUCUUACAUAUCUUUUA